Molecule: messenger RNA, 1655 nt
Organism: Gadus morhua (Atlantic cod)
Lineage: Eukaryota; Metazoa; Chordata; Actinopteri; Gadiformes; Gadidae
Gene: rasl11b
Product: RAS-like, family 11, member B
Exons: 4
Coding region: 223-975 (250 amino acids)
Molecular function (GO): GTP binding; GTPase activity
Source: RefSeq, a predicted model, not a curated record
AAAAGUAGCAGCUCUCUGACGGUUAGCGCAAACAGCUGAGAGAGCCCGAUCAGUCUUUAUCCUACAGACUCUAGCUCUCCUUUUACUUCAACACUGCUCGGAGUAACUGCGGAAUAACUAGACGACAUUUUCUCGCUUCAACGUUUGGACUUUUGAAAUCUUUUAAACGCUCAUUUUUGCUUUAUUUCUUUUGACGGAAUAAAAUCUCAAGACUCCGUGACAAUGCGUCUGAUUCAGAACAUGAUCACCAUCGCCGAAUGCCCGACUCCGGAGUGCCCUUCCAACCGGGUCAUCAAAAUAGCUGUGAUCGGUGGCAGUGGGGUUGGCAAAACAGCGCUUGUGGUGAGGUUUCUAACAAAACGUUUCAUCGGAGACUACGAGAGAAAUGCCGGUAACCUAUACUCACGAGAGGUGCAGGUCGACGGCGAGCAAGUAGCCGUGCAGGUCCAGGACACACCCGGCGUCGAGAUGACCAACAAUGCGGUCCUCCUCUUCCCCGACCACGUGACCCGCUCUGUCCAAUGGGCGGACGCGGUGGUGCUGGUCUAUUCGGUGGCGGAUCGCGCCAGCUUCGACCUGAUCUCCGGCCUCCACCAACAGGUGGUGCAAUCGGGCGGCGCCCAGCCACACGGCCCCCCGCCUCCCAUCAUCCUCCUGGCCAACAAGUCUGACCUGGUGCACCUGCGCCAGGUGGACCCCGAGCAGGGCCCCCUGCUGGCGGCGGCGUUGGGCUGCAGCUUCUACGAGCUGUCUGCCAGCGAGGACUACAGCCAGGUGCACGGCGCCUUCCACCGGCUCUGCGGCGAGCUGGCCAAGCGGCCCGCCCCCGCCCCCGCCCUGGCCGUGGCGACCUCCAACUCGGAGAAGAGGCGCUCGGCACUCAUCCCGCGGCCAAAGUCGCCCAACAUGCAGGACCUGAAGCGGCGCUUCAAGCAGGCGCUGUCGGCCAAGGUGCGCACCGCUACAUCUGUGUGAGCUGUGGGAAGGGGGAGUGGAGAGAACCACCGAAGAACAGAUUGAACAGAACAGAACAGAACAGAGGAGUUGAGUUGAAGGUCCUCUCGCUUCACGUCAAGGCUUCUGGGAUGCGUCGAGUACCAGACUACUCGGACAGUGCCAGAGACUGUCGCGACCUCUAGUUUGGGCCAAUCAUCGGGGGUGCAGAAUUGUGUAACGGUUUGACCCGAUUGGUGGAGGGGGUUGAAAGGUUGAGAUCCCCGAUCAGCCACGAAGACCAAGGAGAAGGACAAGCCUGAGAUCGAUAACUGCAGACAGACACACGGUGACUCCAGAACUAUAGCUCAAGCCUUCAUCAACAGCCAGGCUGCUGCUGCUGCUGCUGCUGCCCUGGCAACGGGCCCGGUGAAGGGCAUGCUGGGUAUUUUUCCCUGAAGGCCAUUGUGGUUUCUUCAGUAUUUAUCCAAGCUGUGACAGAGUUAAACAAGAGCCUAGUAAGGGCUGGCUCUAGACUGUUUGAACUUUAUCGUUAUGCUGAGCAGAGUGGAUGUACUCUGCCUCACACAAACAGAAAGAAGCAUUAUGUUGUGUUUCUUGAAUUUGUUUUAUCAUGCACUUUAGGAGUUCAGUCACUUAUUUAUUGUACUUUAUUUUUCUCCUGUUUUGAUAAAAUAAAAUUGUUACGUUUGAUAAAGGUC